Acanthamoeba castellanii str. Neff is the source of this 618-nucleotide messenger RNA. Its product is annotated as GATA zinc finger domain containing protein. Gene Ontology annotation, biological process: regulation of DNA-templated transcription. Gene Ontology annotation, molecular function: zinc ion binding; sequence-specific DNA binding. The coding region runs from base 1 to 618 and encodes 205 amino acids. NCBI's taxonomy places the organism in Eukaryota, Discosea, Longamoebia, Acanthamoebidae. The record is from RefSeq and is a predicted model, not a curated record. The transcript is spliced from 3 exons.
AUGCAAAAGCCUUCGGACAUGCACCGCUACUUGUCUCGCUUCUCCGUCACCCGCACUAACUCACCACUUGCUCAAGGGGACGAGGCCACUCGCCAAGCCAAGCUCUUGUCCGAGGUGGCUACCGUUGCCAACACCCUCACGAGGCUCCAUCUGAAGCAGCAGCUGCGAGGCCGCUUGGGCGCGGAGGAGAUGCGACUCAUGACCACCUCUGCACACCUCCUCGAAAUUGACCUCCUCCGCCUCCAGCACGACCUCUCCUCCUCUACCACACAUCAUCAGCCCGUCCCCGUCUCGCGUCCAGGCAGGAAGAAGCGCGUAUCGCGCACCUUCGCCGACAAGGCGUGCCAGCACUGCAAGUCGCAGCACACAAGCCAGUGGCGCACCGGCCCCUCUGGCCCCUCCACGCUGUGCAACGCGUGCGGGAUUCGGUACGCGAGAAAUCGCAGGCGCAGCCGUGGAGAGGACGGUGACGGUGGUUCGCCAACUCACCUGGGCGAUGAGGAGCCCGCAGCGUCCUCGGCCACCGUGCAGCCUCACUGCGCCCCUGGCAGCAGCAGCAGAGCCCCCGACACACCGCGGUCACCGCAGCGGUCGACGGUGUACGACCUCCUCAACUGA